This is a messenger RNA of Blepharisma stoltei, 2668 nucleotides long. NCBI's taxonomy places the organism in Eukaryota, Ciliophora, Heterotrichea, Heterotrichida, Blepharismidae. The record is from the annotation of a GenBank genome assembly.
AUGGUAUAACUUUUGAAAAGAAUAAAAUCUUCUCUUUGAUUAGACAUUGAAAAAUCUAUCUUUAUGAUAAAAUAUUUUCAAUAAAUAUUUCUUAUAUUUUGUAGUAAAAAAAUAUUUACUUUAAUUUUAUGUCCAAUUAUUAUAAAAUAUAGAUUUAGCUGUCCUUGACUAUAAAAUACUUUUACCAUUCUUAAAUAAAAAAACUGUCUCGAUGCUUAUAAAAGCAAGUGAUUUCAGUCUUUUCAAAGCGAAUAGAUGAAUCUGGGACAUCUGCGUUGCACAAUCUCCAAGAAGAGCUUGCCAAAGAGCGUCAAAAAUACCAAGACGUAGCUUCACAACAAAAAAACCAAGAAAGAAAUUUCCAGCGCCAAAUCUUCGAACUUUCAGCACAGUUGCAAGCUGAGCAACAAAAAAGUCAAUCUCUUGAAUCUUCUUUGCAACAUUUGCGUGCAAAUCUCACCCAGAUCUCUGAGCUUCAGCAACAGUUAGAAGAAGCUUUAGAACGAGAAAAACAAUUAAAAGAUGCCUUAGAUGCUAAAUCAUCGUCAGGGUCCUUCAUCAGCGGAGGAUCUUUCAUUGGUGGAGGUGAUCAAGAGUUAAUUAGAGAAUUGCAAGAACAAAAUAAUAAGCUUAAAGAAGAACUAAAACAGUUCAAAGAAUAUGCUCUAGGAGAAAUCAGAGAAAAAGAGAAAAAAAUUUUAAGCUUAAAUGAGAUACAAGAAGAUCUGCAGGAUGCUUAUAACGAAUAUGUAAAAGAAUAUGAUAAGCUGCAAAACCAAUUAGAAGAGGAAAGAGAACAAGCAAAAACUGAUGGAGAAGAAAUGCAGUCUUAUAUUGAGGAUUUGAUGAAAAAACUGAGGGAUUCGGAAUCUUUAAAAGAGUCGCUAGAAAGGAAACAGAAAUUGGAAGACGAGGACAAUGCAGAAAAAGAAAAAGAAAAAAGCAGUGAUGAAAAUAGCAAGCUUAAAAUAAAAAUAGAGAGCUUAGAAGAGGAACUUAGGGAAAAGCAAGAAGAGAUAAAAGACCAAGCAGGAAAAUUGCAACAGAUGAAAAAAUCAAGAGAAAAAUUAGCUGAAGAAUUCCAGGUUUUAGAAGAUAAGGUUAUGGAAUUAGAAAGAGAAAGAGAAAGCUAUCUAAAAGGACUUGAAAAUAAACAAGAAGCUAUUGAUGCUUUGGAAGAAGAAAUUUCAACUGCAGCUGUAGGCUAUGAAGAACAGAAAACACAAGCAAUUCAGGAUCUUCAAAAGAAGUGCUCUCAAUUGGAACGCAAUAUAAGAGAAAUGGAAAAAGAUAGAGAAGAAAAAAUUGAGGAAUUCAAUGGUCAAUUAACAACAGAAAAAUACAAAUAUAAUGAACUUUUAAGAGCAAUUAAUGGAAAAGAUAAGGAAAUAAACAGGCUUACUGAAAAAAUCAAAUUGGCAGCAGAGAAAAAUGAAGACUUAAAAAAUAAAUUAUGAAAAAAUAGGUGAUUCAUACAUUUUAAUGACAAGAAAUUCACUUAUUUUAUUAGUAAUUUAAAACAAAUUUUAUACUCCAAAUAUAACUCACUAUAAAAGGUAUAAGAGCUUUAGAAGAGAGCGAAAAUAACGCUGUUAAAAAGGCGCAGUAUGAUUUUACUCAAAGACUAUUAGUUCUCACAAGAGAAAAUCAAGAAUUAAAAGAAAAAAUCCAAGAAAUGCAAGAUCAAUUAGAUAUCAAUAAGACUUCAUUUUUAGGCGAAGAUUCUUUAUUUGAUGAACUGUCUGAGGUUUCAGCAGACACUAAACCUGCUCCAAUCCGGCAAAGCGUAAGACCUCCGCCUUCAGCUGAUACCACACCUAGAGGCAGUAUAUUUCCUAGGCCACGCCCCAGUACAUUUUCACGCCCAAAAACUGUUGAAUUUAGCAAAGCAGUUUUAGAAUUCGGCAAACCCAAAGAAAAUGUAUUUAUAGUCCCACAAACAAAAUAUGAAGUCAGAUCAAGCAUCAGUCCUUUCUUUAACCCUCCCAAGCCUGAAGAGCCAAAGCCAGUUUUUGAGUCCUCAAUUGAAGAGGAACCCAAAGAAGAGCCACCUCAGCCUCCUCAAAAAGAAGAGCCACCUAAGCUUCCUCCAAAAGAAGAGCCCAAAAUCGAGCUUCCUCCAGUAAAAACUGAAGAAACCAACCAACUCAAAGUCGAGAUUGUAACCUUUAUUUAGGCUGAAAAAGAAUUUUUAAUCAAAAAUAUGGACAUCGAAAAGCAAGGACUCGAAAACCAAGUCAAAGAAUUAUUCACCUCUAAUAGACAGCUAAAAAAAGACUUCAGUGAUUUGAAAAGAGCACAGGAUAAACUUAUCACUGAAUGUGAGGAAUUAAAAAGAAAGCUUAAAAGCCAAGCUAAUAAUGUAGCCACAAAUAGUGAAAAAUCCAAACUUUUAGUCGUUGAGGCUGAAAGGGACAUGCUUAAAGCAGAAAUCCAAAGGCUAGAAACUGAGCUUAUGCUUUCUAAAGAAAAAUGGGCAGAACAUAACAAUAACCUUAUGAACGAUCUUAUGGAAGCAGAAAAAGUUGCUAUUGAUGCCAAGCUGGAGAUGGUCACCUUGGCAGAUUCAAGAGAUAUAUAUAAAUCACAGCUGGAAGAAAUUCUCAAAAAGAAGAAAAAAUGGAGAAUUAGUAACAUAUUUUCUGGCAAAGAUAAAGAUAAAUCUUAA